AUGUCGCACCGUUACGAUACACGCACGACCAUCUUCUCGCCUGAGGGUCGCCUGUACCAGGUUGAGUAUGCCAUGGAGGCCAUCUCGCACGCAGGUACCUGCCUCGGUAUUUUGGCCAAGGACGGCAUCCUGCUUGCUGCUGAAAAGAAACAUGUGGCCAAGCUGCUGGAUCAGUCUUCAGCGGCCGAAAAGAUUUACAAACUCGACGAUCACGUGGCGUGCGGUGUGGCUGGCAUCACGGCCGAUGCCAACAUUCUGGUCAACUCUCUCCGUCAGAGCGCGCAACGUCAUCUCCUGACCUUCCAGACUCCCAUCCCCAUUGAAAAUUUGGUCACUUUGGUCUGUGACACCAAGCAAGCCUACACGCAGUUUGGUGGUCUGCGUCCCUUUGGAACUGCCCUGCUGUUCAUGGGCUGGGACAAGCACUACGGCUUUCAGCUCUAUCAGUCAGACCCCAGCGGUAACUUUGGCGGCUGGAAGGCAGCCUGCAUUGGUGCCAACUCCCAGGCCGCCGAGUCCAUUCUAAAGACUGAGUAUUCGGAGGACUGCACGCUCAAGGAGGCACUCCUUCUGGCUGUCAAGGUCUUGAACAAGACCAUGGACAGCGCAAGCCUGACCUCGGAUAAACUCGAGUUUGCUACACUGAGCCGACAGGGUACCGAGACUGUGUUUAGCGUCAUGAAGCCCGAGGCUGUCCAAGAGCUGCUCAACGAGGGUGAGGCCAUCCGCAAACAAGAGGAAGAGGCGGAGAAAGCCAAGAAGGAGGCACGCGAACGGGCACGCAAGGAGUAG
Messenger RNA from Monosiga brevicollis MX1, 792 nucleotides. RefSeq lists its product as uncharacterized. The coding region runs from base 1 to 792 and encodes 263 amino acids. Gene Ontology annotation, cellular component: proteasome core complex, alpha-subunit complex; proteasome core complex; nucleus. Lineage: Eukaryota; Choanoflagellata; Craspedida; Salpingoecidae. Gene Ontology annotation, biological process: ubiquitin-dependent protein catabolic process. The record is from RefSeq and is a predicted model, not a curated record. The transcript has 6 exons.